AAAAUUACACUUUCCUUCGGUCGUAAGUUCUCUCCUCUCUUUUCCCCAAAAACCCGAGUAAUCAGCCAAAAAAAGCAAAACUGAAAUCUGAAAAUCAAAUUCAAAAAUUUAAAGUUCAAAAAAUCACUCGUCACUGAUUUUUUUUUGUUCGAGAUACAGUAGGUUAUUACAAUGGAGAUAUCCACGGGCCCGAUCGGGUCCUGUUCGAAAGAGAAUCAAACAAUCUAUCUCGAAUGGUUUAACUUCGCUGAUUCAGACGGCGAUGGUAGAAUUACCGGCGACGAUGCUUUGAAAUUCUUUAGCAUAUCGAAUUUAUCUCGUCAAGUUCUUAAGCAGGUUUGGGCAAUUGCGGAUUCUAAAAGACAGGGUUAUCUUGGUUUCAACGAGUUUAUUACUUCCAUGCAGUUAGUUUCUUUAGCUCAAGCUGGACAUGAAAUUUCACAUGAUCUUUUAACUAGUACUCAAGUUGAUUUUGAAAAUUUAAGACCUCCUACUAUGGAUGGCCUUGUUGAGUUGAUUGAACAGAAGAAAAAGCGCCAAUCGAAAUCAAGAGACUCUGAUGUUAAUGGUACUCUACCUGUGGAAACUUCACCUUCAGCAAAUUGGUUUUCUCAGAUGUCCACUUCAAAAUCAAAUAAGAAGGUACCUCUAUCCUCUGUUACAUCUAUCAUUGAUGGCUUGAAGAGACUGUAUAUUCAGAAGCUGAAACCCUUAGAAGUUACUUAUCGCUUUAAUGAUUUUGUGUCUCCACUGCUGACAAACAGCGAUUUCGAUGCCAAACCUAUGGUUAUGCUCUUGGGUCAAUAUUCUACUGGAAAAACAACAUUUAUUAAACAUUUGCUUAAAAGUAGUUAUCCUGGAGCCCAUAUUGGACCUGAGCCAACUACUGACAGAUUUGUUGUCGUUAUGUCUGGUCCUGAUGAACGGAGUAUACCGGGCAAUACAGUGGCAGUCCAAGCAGAUAUGCCAUUUAAUGGACUCACAACUUUUGGAACUUCGUUUUUAUCGAAAUUUGAAUGUUCUCAAAUGCCUCAUCCUUUGCUAGAGCAUAUUACUUUUGUGGACACUCCUGGAGUUUUAUCAGGAGAAAAACAACGAACUCAACGGUCUUAUGAUUUUACUGGUGUAACAUCAUGGUUUGCUUCAAAAUGUGAUCUCAUUCUACUUCUCUUUGAUCCUCACAAACUUGACAUCAGUGAUGAAUUCAAGCGUGUCAUUUCAUCAUUACGCGGGCAUGAUGAUAAAAUUCGUGUGGUUCUUAACAAGGCAGACCAAGUUGAUACUCAACAACUGAUGAGGGUUUAUGGAGCAUUAAUGUGGUCACUGGGGAAAGUUCUGAAUACUCCUGAAGUUGCACGUGUUUAUAUUGGCUCAUUUAAUGACAAACCAAUAAAUGAACAUGUCAUUGGCCCAAUUGGAAAAGAACUUUUUGAGAGAGAGCAAGAGGACCUGCUAUCUGAUCUAAAAGACAUACCAAAGAAGGCCUGUGAUCGUCGGAUCAAUGAAUUUGUGAAACGAGCAAGAGCUGCCAAAAUACAUGCUUACAUUAUCAGCCAUCUUAAAAAAGCGAUGCCAGCAAUGAUGGGUAAAGCAAAGGUCCAACAGCGACUUAUUGAUAAUUUGGGAGACGAGUUUGCAAAGGUUCAAAGGGAGUUCCAUUUGCCGGCAGGUGAUUUUCCAAAUGUUGAUCAAUUCCGAGAGGUUUUAAGUGGUUACAACAUUGAUAAGUUCGAGAAAUUGAAGCCGAAAAUGAUACAAGGUGUUGAUGAUAUGCUUGGUUAUGAUAUUCCAGAUGUACUAAAGAAGUUCAGAAAUCCCUAUGACUAAAACACGGACUGAUUUUGCAGUUUAUAGAGGUAUGAUUUAGAUCAAUUACAUAAUUGUAGGUGUAUUGUGAAGCCGAAAACCAAAUUAUCUUUGUCAUGAUGUAACUGUAUAUCGAUUCUUGAGUUGUCCGACGGCUCGAAGUGCUAUGUAGAAAUGUGUGAGCGAUCCUCCUUGCUCUUGAUUUGUUGAUGAAAAAUAAUGCGAGAUUGGGAAUUAUUAGGGUGAGUUAUUUUCAAAUAGCCUUCUGAAUCUCUCCCAAUACUUAUGGAAUGUGAGUGAAUUGAGUCUGUUCA
Messenger RNA from Mercurialis annua (annual mercury), 2120 nucleotides. RefSeq names its product EH domain-containing protein 1. Gene Ontology annotation, cellular component: intracellular membrane-bounded organelle; plasma membrane; cytoplasm. Gene Ontology annotation, molecular function: protein binding; calcium ion binding; GTP binding. Gene Ontology annotation, biological process: endocytosis; endosomal transport. The transcript has 16 exons. Bases 172 to 1827 code for a protein of 551 amino acids. NCBI's taxonomy places the organism in Eukaryota, Viridiplantae, Streptophyta, Magnoliopsida, Malpighiales, Euphorbiaceae. The record is from RefSeq and is a predicted model, not a curated record.